Molecule: messenger RNA, 3106 nt
Organism: Puccinia graminis f. sp. tritici CRL 75-36-700-3
Lineage: Eukaryota; Fungi; Basidiomycota; Pucciniomycetes; Pucciniales; Pucciniaceae
Product: ribonucleoside-diphosphate reductase large chain
Exons: 12
Coding region: 1-2619 (872 amino acids)
Biological process (GO): deoxyribonucleotide biosynthetic process; DNA replication
Cellular component (GO): ribonucleoside-diphosphate reductase complex
Molecular function (GO): ribonucleoside-diphosphate reductase activity, thioredoxin disulfide as acceptor; ATP binding
Source: RefSeq, a predicted model, not a curated record
AUGAGCAGUGUUUACAAACGAGACGGUCGCCGCGAAAAAGUUGCCUUUGACAAAAUCACCGCACGGAUAAACAAGCUGUGUUAUGGACUUGAUAAUGUUCACGUCGAGCCCAUCGAGAUAACCAAGAAAGUCAUCAAUGGGGUGUUCAAUGGAGUCACGACCGUUGAACUGGAUAAUCUGGCAGCAGAAACCGCUGCCUAUAUGACCACCCGUCAUCCGGAUUAUGCCGUCCUAGCCGCACGGAUCGCAAUCAGUAAUCUUCACAAAGAAACCAAGAAGCUCUUCAGUCAAGUCAUCGAAGACCUUUACACUUAUGUAAACCCGAUCAAUGGUCGACCCUCUUCUAUGAUAUCCCAAGAAACUUACGAAGCUGUCCAGGCUAAUGCCGAAGCACUCAACAGUGCAGUGAUCUAUGACCGCGACUUUAACUACAACUAUUUCGGAUUCAAGACUCUUGAACGAUCGUACCUCCUUCGGAUCAAAGGCAAAGUUGCCGAACGACCCCAGCACAUGCUUAUGAGAGUGGCAGUUGGUAUUCAUGGUAUGGAUGUCGAAAAGGCAAUCAGAACAUACAACUUGAUGUCUGAGAAAUACUUCACACAUGCAUCACCGACACUUUUCAAUGCCGGAACGCCGCAUCCACAACUCUCGUCUUGUUUCUUGGUCGCCAGCAAGUCCGAUUCGAUUGACGGGAUUUAUGAUACCUUGAAGACCUGUGCCAUGAUCUCCAAGAGUGCGGGCGGAAUCGGACUUCACAUCAACAACAUCCGGGCCACUGGUAGUUAUAUCUCUGGUACCAAUGGAUACUCCAACGGGAUUGUGCCUAUGCUUCGAGUGUUCAACAAUACGGCGCGAUAUGUCGAUCAAGGUGGUAACAAGAGACCCGGUGCCUUUGCAAUCUACCUUGAGCCAUGGCACGCGGAUGUGUUUGACUGGUUGGAUCUGAGGAAAAAUCACGGAAAGGAAGAAAGUCGAGCUCGUGACCUUUUCUAUGCACUUUGGAUCCCUGAUCUCUUCAUGUCUCGAGUGGAAAAAAACCAAGAUUGGCCGUUGUUCUGUCCUGCCGAAGCUCCUGGCUUGGCAGAUGUUUAUGGCGAAGAGUUCGAAGCGCUUUUCGCAAAGUACGAGAAAGAAAACCGAGCUAAGAAGACGGUCAAAGCCCAAAAGCUGUGGUACGCGAUUUUGGAAGCUCAAACAGAGACCGGCAACCCUUUCAUGUUAUACAAAGAUGCGGCCAAUAAAAAAUCUAACCAAAAGAACCUUGGAACGAUCAAAUCCUCCAAUCUUUGUACCGAGAUUAUCGAAUACUCCGCCCCGGACGAAGUGGCUGUUUGUAAUUUAGCCUCGAUCGCCUUACCCACUUAUAUCGUUGAUGGCAAAUACGAUUUCAACAAGCUUCACGAGGUCACAAAGGAGGUAACUUACAAUCUAAACAAAAUCAUCGAUGUCAAUUACUAUCCGGUACCGGAGGCGAAGAAGUCAAACAUGAGACACCGUCCGAUUGGUAUUGGGGUACAAGGACUUGCGGAUGCCUUCCAAAUUCUUAAGCUACCAUUCGAGUCACCAGAAGCCAAGAAACUCAAUACUCAAAUUUUCGAAACUCUCUAUCAUGCUUCCUUGGAGGCCUCCAACGAGUUGGCAAUCAAAGAGGGACCUUAUGAGACCUUCCCUGGCUCACCUGCAAGUCAAGGUAUCCUUCAAUUUGACAUGUGGAACGUAAAGCCUUCGGAUUUGUGGGAAUGGGAUAGCUUGAAAGAAAAGGUCAAAACCACUGGUAUAAGGAAUUCACUUUUACUCGCCCCUAUGCCCACCGCCUCGACAAGUCAGAUUCUUGGCUUCAACGAGUGUUUUGAACCAUACACCUCGAAUAUCUACACAAGGCGAGUGUUGGCCGGAGAGUUCCAGAUCGUCAACCCAUGGUUACUCAAAGAGCUCGUUGAGAUGGGACUGUGGGACGACGAAAUGAAAAACAGGAUCAUCGCUCAUCAAGGUUCGAUCCAAAACAUCCCCAACAUUCCCACCGAGAUGAAGGCUGUGUACAAGACCGUUUGGGAAAUCAGCCAAAAAAUUAUUCUUGACAUGGCUGCUGACCGUGGGGCGUUCAUCGACCAAUCUCAGUCGCUCAAUAUCCAUCUGCAAGCUCCAACCUUUGGACAACUAACAUCAAUGCAUUUCUAUGCGUGGAAGAAAGGGUUGAAGACGGGGAUGUACUAUCUUCGAACGCGAGCAGCUGCGAACGCCAUCCAAUUCACGGUGGACAAGAAGCUGCAGGAUGAAGCCAAGGCGGCGAACAAGGCGGCGACGCUUGUCAGCUCGAGUGCGACGCUGCUUGUGCCCUCAUCGGCACCGUCGAACAAGGGCUUCACCAAACCCUUGAACGACAUCUCGAACACUAAGCCCCCGUCCUCUGUCUCGACCGACGGCCCGCCCAGCUCGGUCGCCUCUAGAUCCGCAGGCGCGCCCUCCCCCACCACAGCUAGCUCCAACAAAUCAUCAACCGAGGAGGCCCCCCUGAGCUUCGAGGAAGCUAAGAAAAGGGCCGAGGAAAGAGAGUUGGAACAGGCGCAAUUGCUGUGCUCGUUAGAGAACCCCGGCGCUUGUGCGAUGUGUAGUGGAUAGAACAAGCUCCUCAAGUCUCUUGCUUAUAACCAAAUUUAUCAUUGGUUUGAUUUCUUCUUCUUUUUUUAUAUUUGGAUAAGAAGCUACGAUGUACACUUUGAUUAUUCCUGACAACCCUCCUUCUCAUCUUCCUACCAGUUUUCCUUUUGUUAUGUUUUUGUUUUUCCCUUAUAAACUCCAGUUAAUGUUCAGAUCCCCUCUCGAUUAUUAUUUCUGGUGACCAGUACUAGUUUGAACCACAUACAUGCUUUUCAUUUCCUUUCAAUUUCUUUUCUUCUGAAUAUUAUAGUCGUGUCCUUUUUUUUUUCUUCUUAUGUAAUAACAAGAAUCUUCUUUUUUUUUUCAAGCCCCCCCCCGCUUUCUUAUAAACUACAUCACUUCUCAGUCAGGUCUUGAUCGGGUUCUUCCUUCUUGGUGGACUUUGUUGGUGUAUGUUUAUAGUGCAUGUGUGUGUGUAGAAUGAUUAUAGAGGAAAAUGAUGAGGGAU